AUGGCAACAACUUUACAGAAAAAACAUCAAUUGGUCAGACAACAAACCAGAGACCUCUCUGUUAUUCACACUUAUCACGAUGAAGAGAAACAAGGUUUGGUGGAACACCUCAAUUUCCUCCUACAAGAUGAUCAAUAUUUAAAGAAUAGAAUUCCAAUCGAUCCAAAAUCAGAUUUAAUUUUCGAUUCACUUAAAGAUGGUAUUAUAUUAUGUAAAAUGAUAAAUUCAAUUAGACCUGGAACAAUGAAAGAAACACAAAUAAAGAUUGCCAGUAAGAUUAAUAUUUUCGAGAUGAAUGUAAAUUUGGAUUUGUGUUUGAAGGCGGCGCGUUCCAUUGGUUGUUACACUGUCAAUAUUGGUCCAGUCGAUUUCCAGGAAGGCAAACGACAUUUGAUUCUUUCGAUAUUGUGGCAGUUGGUCAAGAUUGAUUUGCUCAACAAGGUGACACGACUUGCAACUCGUGUCAAGGCAGAGAUUCUCUCGCUCAACGUCGAGGAGAGAAUCGAAGAGUUGGUUCCCGAUGAAAUUCUGGUGCGUUGGGUCAAUCAUCAUUUGAGUGCAUCGACAUGCAACCGUCGGGUGUCCAACUUCUCAUCGGACAUAAAGGAUUCCGUUGUCUACGUUCAUCUAUUCAACCAGCUGGCACCGAGAGUCUGUCUUUUGGAUCCACUCGAAGAUACGGAUUUGAGUGCUCGUGCAACUAGAUUCUUGGAGUAUGCAGAGCGUGUUGGAUGCAGGAAGUUUAUCACUGCCGAUGAUAUAGUUAGUGGAAACGGACGUCUGAAUAUUGCAUUCGUUGCAUUCCUCUUUAAUAAAUUCAAUCAGGUUGCAGAGGAACCGGCAGUUCCUGAGCAGGUGCUGAAAGAAGCCGACAGCAAGAUUCAAGAGAAUGAAUUGGUGGUGGCAGAGAUUCAACGUGAAAUCCAAGCGUAUCAACAAAAAACUCAUGAAAGUGCAGAGAGAGUUGCAGAGAUAAAGAGAAUCAUUGAGGAGCGAACCAAGGAGGACAAGAUCAUCGAGGAGGAAUACGAAGAGAGAAUCGAGGUGAUCGAGAAACAAAUUGAAGUUCAACGUGAUGAAUAUCAAGAAAAGAUAAAGGCGAUGGAGGAAGAACUUGCACGGCUGGAACAAGCUGAAGAAACUACAGCUGCUCUGGUCCAGGAGCUUGAAAAUGAAGAGAAAGAAACUGAGGAGUUGGAAAAGGAGAGUCACAAUUGGGGUGCGGAUUUGGAUCAGAUAAAGACAGAGGUGGAUACUGUUGCGAAGCAGAGAGUGGAACAAGAGAUUAUUUACAAUGCUGCCAAAGAAGAGUUGGAUAAGGAGAAUGAAGAGCUCGCUAAGGAGUUGAAAGAGGUUCAAGACAAGGUAGAUGAAACCGGUUUGACAGAGACAAAGAACAGACUUGCUCAGGUCAAACAACAGGUUGCAGAUACCGAACAGAAUAUCGAACAACUCAAGAAGGAUGAGAAAGAGUUGAAGGUGGUUCUAAGUGAUGCUCGUGAAGAUCGUAUUCGUAUCGCCAAUGCCAAGAAGAAGAUUCAAGAGCAGUUGGAUACCGCCAAAGAUAACACAGUCAAGGUUGUCAAGACGAGAAUCGAAACUGAGAAGAUCAUCGAUAAGACAACCAAACAAGUUAAGGAUCUAAAGUAUGAGGUCGAUAAGAUCAAGAAUGAUACAACCUAUGUGAAGCAACAAACCAGUGUUCUAAGAGUGGAGUUGAAUGAAGCAGAGGAGCAAGUGGUCGAUUUGAAACAGGAGAAGCGACGUCUGGAGACAAGAAAGGUGGAGAUUCAGGAGGAGCUGUUUGAGAAGGAGGUGGAGCUGGAGGAGACACUGGUGGAGAAGGAGGAGCGCGUUGAAACCAAGAAGAAAGAACAUCGUGAAGCAAUCCACAAGAUGAAGAGAAUCUUUGACAAUGAGAAGAAGGAGAUGUAUGAAGAGCGUGAGAAACUAAAGAUACAAAUGGUACAGGCUGAAACCGAUCUGCUAAGGGAGGAGUAUGCCACUGAGAAUCUCAGAAGAGAGACGGAUUUAAUGGAGAUGAAGACACGUUCCUAUACACUCGAUAUCAACAUGGAGAGAAUCGAGACAAAGGUUCUAGAGGAAAAGAUAGAGCGAUUGGAGAAAGAGAGUAGCAAGACCGUUGCUGCUGCAGAGGAAGAGAAGAAGGCAAACAAGAAGUUGGAUGAGGAAACACUUGUGGUGCGUGAGAGCAAGACUUUGUUGCGUGAGACAUUGGUGUCGGCAUCGAUUGAGACUGUCAAAGAGACAAGAGAGACACUGGCGUUGGAAGGUGCCAACGAGUCGAUACAGGCAGAAGCGGAAUCCAAUGCUGACAAGGCGCGAAGAUUAGAGUUGGCAGCGAUGGAGGAAUCGGCAGAGUUGGAUGUCAAGAUGGAUGAAUUGAAGGAUGAGAAACGAAGACUGAAGAAAAUCAAUAAGGAGAAGAAAGAACAAGAACGUUUGGUACUCGAGAAGAUCGAUCAACAGUUUGGUAAACAGCUACUGAAGGCAAAGGCAUUGGAAGAGUACAAGAAGAAAGAACUAUUGGAUAUGACUGCACAGACCGAGGAUAUCGAGUUGAAACAGAGUCGUCUCGAGGAGAAGUUGAGUCGCGCCAAAGUGGAGCUGGCCAACAAGAAGGAACGUCUCGAAGUGACAUCAUCGGAGCGCAACCGAUCCGAAGAGAAGAAGAAGAAGUUGGAGAGUGAGUUGUCGCGAGCGAUGAACAUCAUCGAGAAAGACAAGAAAGAUAAAGAUGAAGUGGACAAAGACUACGAGAUCACCGCUAUGAAGCUGAAGAAACUGAAAGAAUCGAGUGCUUCGAAAUCAAAGGUCGAGAAAGAACAGGCUAAGCGUGACUUGGAAGAGAGGUUGGAGAAGCUGAAACGAUCGCUCUCCGAGAAGGAAGGUGAAGUCAAGACAUUCAAGGAUCAGAGUGAGAAGCGUACCAAAGAGGAGCUGCUAAAGUUGACUCAAGAGAAGAACAAAGAGCUCGAGAAGCUGAGAGAGAAGAUGGAGAAACAGCUGUUGGAACAAGAGGGUGACACAAUCAAACGAAAGGAAUCAGAGAUUGGUAGACUCAACUCGAAUAACGUCAAGCUACAGAAGGAUAUCGAGAGAAUCUCGGCAAAGAAAGAGAGUGCCAAAGAAGAGGAACGUCUACUACUCGAGAAACUAGCAAGACAAAAAGAAAGAAAGAAACUAUUAAAAGAGAAAGAAAAGCAAUUAUUACAAAGUAAACAACAACAGCAAGAUGAUGAAGAGGAGUUAGAUGGUGCAUCUACUACUUCUACUACUAAAACAGCAGCAACAACAACAUCAACUGAUGAGUAA
Molecule: messenger RNA, 3336 nt
Organism: Heterostelium album PN500
Lineage: Eukaryota; Evosea; Eumycetozoa; Acytosteliales; Acytosteliaceae
Gene: frpA
Product: actin binding protein
Exons: 2
Coding region: 1-3336 (1111 amino acids)
Biological process (GO): actin filament bundle assembly; actin filament network formation
Cellular component (GO): actin filament bundle; cytoplasm; actin filament
Molecular function (GO): actin filament binding
Source: RefSeq, a predicted model, not a curated record